Molecule: messenger RNA, 1202 nt
Organism: Drosophila teissieri
Lineage: Eukaryota; Metazoa; Arthropoda; Insecta; Diptera; Drosophilidae
Gene: elgi
Product: E3 ubiquitin-protein ligase NRDP1
Exons: 5
Coding region: 122-1069 (315 amino acids)
Biological process (GO): protein K63-linked ubiquitination; tumor necrosis factor-mediated signaling pathway; regulation of canonical NF-kappaB signal transduction
Cellular component (GO): plasma membrane signaling receptor complex
Molecular function (GO): ubiquitin protein ligase activity
Source: RefSeq, a predicted model, not a curated record
ACUGCUUCACACUACACAACACUGCACUGACUGAAACGAAAAAAACACAGAUUUUGCAAUCCGCAGAAAAGACUUAUGAAUAGUAUUUUUAUGCGGAUGGCCAGCGCGCAGAGGACCUAAGAUGGGCUACGAUGUGAAUCGCUUUCAGGGGGAGGUGGACGAGGAGCUCACCUGUCCCAUCUGCUCCGGAGUGCUGGAGGAUCCGCUGCAGGCCGUGAUGUGCGAGCACGCCUUCUGCCGCGGAUGCAUUAACGAGUGGCUAACCCGCCAGCCCACUUGUCCGGUGGAUCGCAAUGCCCUGACAACUGCCAACUUGCGAGCAGUGCCUCGCAUAUUGCGCAACCUACUGUCCAGACUGUCAAUUACCUGUGACAAUGCACCUUAUGGCUGCACAGCUGUUCUAAAGCUAGACGCCUACAACUCCCAUCUGGAGGAAUGCAUUCACAACCCGAAGCGACCAUUUCCCUGCGAGAAGGGUUGCGGCUUUGACAUACCCAAGGAUGAGCUAAAGGACCACAACUGCGUGCGGGAGCUGCGCACUUUAAUUGUCAAGCAGACUGAAAAGAUGGGUGAGCUCAAAUCGGAGCUCACCGACCAGCAGCUGACAAUCAACGAACUGAAGCGUGAGCUGCAGCUAUUCAAGGACUUUAUGCGUGCCAUGCGUGUCUCCAAUCCUGCGAUGCGGGCCAUAGCCGACCAGAUGGAGCGUGACGAGGUGAUCCGCUGGAGUAGCACACUGCCGCGAGCCAGGGUUACGCGCUGGGGAGGAAUGAUCUCUACGCCCGACGAUGCACUGCAGCUCAUGAUCAAGCGCGCUUUGUCCGAGUCGGGUUGUCCGCCACACAUCCUGGAUAGUCUCAUGGAGUUCUGCCACGAACGACGUUGGCCCCGAGGACUCAGUUCGCUAGAGACACGACAAACCAACCGCAGGAUCUACGACAACUAUGUGUGUCGACGCAUUCCAGGCAAGCAAGCUGUGCUCGUUUUGAGCUGCGACAACCUCCACAUGACUGAGGACGUCAUGAUCGAUCCAGGUUUGGUCAUGAUCUUCGCCCAUGGCAUCGAGUAGGCCCUCCGCCGCUGAUUAACCACUUAUCAUAGGUUAAAUGCUAACUAUAUCGAACAGUGCUCAGUUUUGUUGAUUCCUUAACUUAAGAAUAAGCAUUAAAAACAAUAUUGUAAGGAAAAACUCGCAAAACAAA